UCACUGGGGAGGCGCGAAGACAGCGAGACUCGGGGCCCGCACCGUUCAAAAACCUCUGGAGCGGGGCGGACCCGGCGUGGGGCCCAGGGCACCGCAGCCCCUCAGUGCCUGCGCCAGCUGAGGGCCGCUGCCUGUGUGAGCAUGCGCCCGGCGGCCGGCGCCCGGCGCGCGGCGUUUAGGCUCCGGCGGGAACUGCGCCCGCGGAAUCUUGGUUCCCCCCGACUGCGCCGGGACGACUGCGCACUACCGGUGCCUGUACUUCGCCUUCUUCGUGAUCGCGGGCGCUGGGCGGCGAGCUGCGGAUGCCCAGAGCGUCUACGCCGCGCUUUCACCGAGGACUGGGGCAGUAGGAGGCUCUGGGUGACGCCCGGCGGAAAGCCCAACUUCGAUUAUCUGCUUCAGAACUACGGACACCUGGUUGUACCUGUUGCAAACUGUGGGGUCCAAGAAUACAACUCCAACCCCAAAGAACACAUGCCCCUCAGAGACUACAUCAGCUACUGGAAAGAGUACAUUCAGGGGAACUACUCCUCUCCACGGGGCUGUCUCUACCUCAAGGACUGGCAUCUAUGCAGGGACUCCUCAGCGGAGGACGUGUUCACCCUGCCCGUGUACUUCUCGUCCGACUGGCUCAACGAGUACUGGGACGUCCUGGGCGUGGAUGACUACCGCUUCGUCUACAUGGGGCCCGGCGGCACCUGGAGGACACCAUCUCCAUCAACCACAACUGGGUCAACGGCUGUAACCUGGCCAACAUGUGGCACUUCCUGCAGCAGGAGCUCUGGGCGGUGCAGCGGGAGAUCAUCGAGUGGAGGGACACCAUGCCCGACUGGCACCACCACUGCCAGGUGGGACGGCUGGUCUGAGCAGGAGCAGGGCGCACGGGGAGGCUCACCGGGGCUACAGUGGGAGGACGGGUAUGGGCCUCACCAGGAAGCAGGUGCUGGGGGGCUCCAGCUGCGGCUGGCACUGAAGCAGCUUGAGCUCGAGGUGCAGCUGGAUCUGAUGGUGGAGCUGCUGCUGUCGCUGGUCACGGACCUGGCGCAGGGCUCCAAGAGGUCUCUAGCUCUGGGAUGGCUGUGUCUCUGCUCUCCGAAUCGGUUCCGGGUGUAA
Vicugna pacos (alpaca) is the source of this 1113-nucleotide messenger RNA. Lineage: Eukaryota; Metazoa; Chordata; Mammalia; Artiodactyla; Camelidae. The record is from RefSeq and is a predicted model, not a curated record.